AUGCACGAAAGGAAAACCGGGACUGGUUGCGAAGCCUCCUUCACUGUGGGCUGUCGUAAUGGUUUUUUAUAUGUUUCGAAAUUUCACAUGGUACACAAUCACGCAACUGUAAAAAGAACACUCGAUAGGUCAAUGCCUGAACCAUAUAUCGUCAUAACUGAUUAUUCAUCGCAAUUUCUGCAAAUCUUCCCAUCUUUGGUGUUUUCUUCACUCAGUGAACUUGAAGAUAAAAUGGAGGAAUUUCAGAUUAAAACUGGAUGCAUGUACGCCAAACGACAUACAUGUCCAUGGCCCAAGGAUGACCUAGAACAUCAGGACGUGGUCUACAAGAAAUUUGCCUACGAAUGCCUUCACUAUGGCUAUUGCAAGGACCGGGACGUUGCUAAAUCCGACCGAAGAUCGUCCAAAACUGGUUGCAAGUCAGUCUUGUUUGUUACUUGCCGUAACAAUCAACUGCACAUUUCCCGUUUUGACAUGCGCCACAACCAUCCCGUUUCUGGCUGUUGCGGCUAUGUCUAUCGCCGGAAUCGCCGUCUUAGCCCACGGCAGCUAUCCAUAAUUAAGGAGUUGCUAAGGGAACAUCAGCAUGAAUUCGCUCUAAAGGAAUAUAUCCAAAGUGCAUUUCAUGUUUAUCUAACAGCGGCAGAUGUUCGAAAAUUGAAACAAAAGCUACAGCCCAAAAGAAGUGCUCGACGCCUCCUUGGUUUGACGCUAAAGUCCUUGGGUAGUGAGGGCUAUGCAGAAAUCCUGACUGAUGAGGAUGGUGUAGACCGUGUGAUAUCCUUUACUUCUCCAUUUCUAGUGAAAAACUUCCACUUUUAUCCCGAGGUGGUCCAGAUACGUGAACUCACGGAGGCUGCCUUUUCGGUCUACCAUUUCUCCAUCAUAGACCGUCAACUUGUUAGCAGGACUGUGAUGUUCUCAUUUGUGCUGGAUCAGGGUAUUUGUGGCACCUUUGCCUCCGUGUUGCAGUCCUUUAAGCACUUAAUGCAGUCGAGGGUGGAGGAAACCGAAACCAUUUUCGUGGACAUUAAUUCUGUUGAGUUGCACGAAAUCCGUCAGGAACUACCUCAAGCGCGAAUCCUCUUUUUUCAAGACAGCGUCCUUCGCGACGUAAGGGAGCAUCUCAAGGACGUUACAGUUUUGCACUGUGAUAAGAAAGACCUCUUUCAGCACUUCUUUAAUGCGGUGAAGACCCCAGAUAGUGAGGCUUACCUAGCAUCCCUUCAAGAGAUCGCUAAUGAUUCGCCAGCGUUUUGGAACCUCAUUAAUGAAAUUUGGAUGCCAUGCGCCGAGCAAUGGGCUGGACAUCUUCGUCUCACUCAGUUAACCUUCGGCAUUGAAAAUCGGAACUCGGCUAGUUUGGAGCACUUUGAAUCGGUCCUCAAAAUACACGGCAGCCUCGAUUCCUGUGCGAAGAGGUUACUUGAGCUUGCGGUUCCAAACAAACAGUCCUAUGAGUUUAUUUGCAAGCACGAUUUUCCUGGUCAACCAGAUGACGUUCAAGCCCUCCUCCGCCUUCUCUCUGAGCCAGUGGCAAAAGUAGUUCUUGCUCACAUCGAGACUAUGCAAACGUGCUCAGAAGUGCUCCUUGAUCUGUCGACGCGAAAAUGCUGUUGUUCCUUCAGUCUUCAAUGGCGCUUGCCUUGCGUACACCUCAUGAAAACUGCGAGAUCGGCCUAUAUUCCUUUGCCAAGUUUGCUGAAGGGCUCUCGAUGGUUGGAGCAUUGGCCGCUAGAGUAUUCCCAGGUGAGCAGCGCUGUCGAAACAGUGGUAGAAGGGGAUGUCGAACUGGAUCUCUUAUCCCCCACCGCAAAGUUGCUGAAAAUUGAUAUGCAAUUGCAGAACAUUCAGGAAAUGGUGGUGUCGGCAGACUCGGCCAAAUUUAAGCGAAGACAGCAAGAGUUGAAGGAGCUGGAGAGUCGAUGGUUGCGGGAGGACGUUGCCCUACCCGGCACCAGUGCUGACGGACCAUCCGAACAAGGUAACAAGCAGUUGGAGGAAUAUUAUUACGGGAAUACGAGGGACGAGGUGAGGUUGCAUUGUCCUCCGAUCAUGAAGUGCGUUUUUUCUUCAGAUCUCGAGAUGCCUCGUCACCUGGAUCAAGUUCGCUCACCACUGCCACCUGUAGAGAGUAUGCAGAAGCGAUCAAGAGGCAAGUAA
Messenger RNA from Echinococcus granulosus, 2163 nucleotides. RefSeq lists its product as hypothetical. The transcript is spliced from 8 exons. The record is from RefSeq and is a predicted model, not a curated record. The coding region runs from base 1 to 2163 and encodes 720 amino acids. NCBI's taxonomy places the organism in Eukaryota, Metazoa, Platyhelminthes, Cestoda, Cyclophyllidea, Taeniidae.